CGUAGAAGGGUAUAGUCGGAAGCUGAGAUAGCAAAAAUGUUUUGAAAGAAGCUUCUCUGCACAGUUAUAAGACAGUCCGUCUUUUCUGUCACGGUGGUGUGAAAGCAGGUCAUGUGGAUGCUGCCAUCGUGACCAGAGGAUGUAUCGGAGCGAAGGUAGUGUGGUGGAGCCACUGAGUGGACUCUCCUCACCCAGUCCACGGGACCCCGUGCUCAGUCCUGACUCAAACAUGGAUGUUCAUGGGUAUAAGUGGGUGCGCUGGCGGGUGUGGUCGUGUCGUCUGGCUGCAGUGCUGUCCUUGGGUCUCCUCCUGAUUGUGUUUCACUGGCGCCCGCGGCUUGCUGUCCUCGCCCGCUGCCGCUCCUGCCCUCUGGCUUUGGCAGAUAUUCUGCUAAUAAGAGACAUUCACGGCCAGCAGCAUGUGGUGGAGGUCCUCACUGAGGAGAUGGAGGACGGCAGUUUGGGGUUGUUGUUCGAGCUGGAGGACAAUGAAUGGAGGGAUACAGUGCAGCUGCACAAGGAGGAGAAAACGUUGCUGCGCUAUUACCUGUUUGAAGGACUGCGCUACAUCUGGCUGGACAGGAAAGGAGCAUUCUGUCGUGUCAGUGUCCUCAAUGAGGACUGGACCUGCAAUGUCCUGUAUGGCUUCCAGAAGGGCCUGAGUCCCCUGGAGCAGAGCUCGAGGAGACUCAUGUAUGGACCCAACCUCAUCGAUGUGCCUGUGAAGCCUUACAUGAAACUGCUGUUUGAGGAGGUCCUCAACCCAUUCUAUGUGUUCCAAGUGUUCAGCGUCACACUGUGGAUGAUCGAUAACUAUUAUUUUUACGCCAUAUGUAUAUUUAUUAUCUCUAUUUUCUCCAUCAGUAUCUCACUUUAUGAGAUCCGCAAGCAAAGCAUCACGCUUCGUGACAUGGCCCGGUUAGUCACAAAUGUCACAAUACGAAGAGACUCAGGAGUGGAGGAGUGUGUGAGCUCGGAGGAGCUGGUCCCCGGCGACUGUCUAAUCAUCCCUCAGGAAGGACUGCUGCUGCCCUGUGAUGCUGCCCUGCUGGAUGGGGAGUGUCUGGUCAACGAGAGCAUGCUCACAGGUGAAAGUGUCCCAGUGCUGAAAACCCCACUGCCAGCUGGUGAGGGGAGGUACAGCUCAGAGACUGAGCGCAGACACACCCUUUUCUGUGGUACGCAGCUCAUUCAGGCCAAAGGGGGAGGGCCGGGAGGCAGCGGUGCUGUUGCCGUGGUCACGAGCACCGGGUUUUUCACAGCCAAAGGUUACCUGGUCAGCUCAAUUUUGUAUCCUCAGCCAACCGACUUCCGCUUCUACCAAGACUCUGCCAAGUUCCUGAUCAUCCUGGGUUUUGUUGCUCUUUUUGGCAGCAUUUACAGCUUUGUGGUCCUCUUCAGAUCCAAUGCGACAUGGGUGGAGCUGGUGAUUAGGAGCCUGGAUAUUGUGACCAUCGCAGUGCCCCCUGCCCUGCCAGCUGCCAUCACCACUGGCACGAUCUACGCCCAGCACAGGCUGAAGCGCCAGGGCAUCUUCUGCAUCAGUCCACCGCGCAUCAACAUCUGCGGCAAGGUCUCACUCUUCUGCUUCGACAAGACAGGAACUCUUACUGAGGAGGGUCUUGAUGUGUGGGGAGUGAUGGAGGGGGGACCUGCUGGUUUCUCAGAGCUGGUCCUUGAUCCCAGACUCCUUCCCCCAGGGCCCAUGCUCUCAGGCCUGGCCUGCUGUCACACUGUGACACUGUUGCAAGGACAGUCCCUUGGAGACCCUCUGGAGCUCAAGAUGAUCGAGUCCACGGGUUGGACACUCCAGGAGCCAGACGGAGAUGGAAAUGUACUAGAUGCAGAGUUUGGGGGCAACAGAGUUUUGGCUGUUUUGAGACCUCCUCGACUUCUGUCCACAAGCGAGGCGGUGGCCAUCGUUCAGAGGUUUCCCUUCUCCUCGGCCCUGCAGAGGAUGAGUGUGGUGACGGUGGCCGGCGGCGGACGCUCGGCUCUCGCUUUCAUCAAAGGAUCCCCAGAGAUGGUGGCUAGCCUCUGCCGAGCAGAAACUGUGCCGGCGCAGUUCUCCAGCACACUGCGCAGCUUCUCCAGUGAAGGCCUCAGAGUUCUUGCCCUCGCCUAUAAACCAGUAGACGGGAACACUGACUUUCGGAAGAUUGAACGAGGGGAGGUAGAGAGGGAUGUGCAGUUCCUGGGCUUGCUGAUGAUGAAGAACCUGGUGAAGCCAGAGAGUGCCAACGUUAUUAAAAUGCUGAGGCUGGCACAACUUCGGAGCGCCAUGGUCACUGGUGACAACAUUUUAACAGCAGUCAAUGUAGCAAAAAGCUGUGGGAUGGUAGGAUUUGAUGAGAAGGUGAUAUUCGUCAAUGCAACCCCCCACACUGCCCAGUCCAUGCCCACCCUGAAGUUCAGCCUGGAAGACAGAGGGUCUCCUGCCGCCCAGAGCUCCGCAGAGAUCAUCAAUCAGGACCUGUACCAGGGUGGUUUUCACUAUCACUUGGCUAUUAAUGGCAAGUCCUUUGCUGCCCUCUGUGACCACUUCCCUGAGUAUUUGCCGAAGGUUCUGUUGCGAGCCACAGUAUUUGCACGCAUGACCCCUGACCAGAAAACCCUGCUGGUGAAGGAGCUGCAGAAAAUGAACUACCGGGUGGGCAUGUGUGGAGACGGGGCCAAUGACUGCGGGGCCCUGAGAGCUGCUGACGUCGGGGUUUCCCUGUCUGAAGCUGAGGCUUCAAUUGCGUCACCUUUCACUUCUAAGACUGAAAACAUCAGCUGCGUGCCGGUGCUUAUCCGAGAGGGACGGUGUUCUCUGGUCACCUCCUUCAGUCUCUUCAGAUACAUGGCUCUGUACAGCCUCGUUCAGUUCUGCUCCGUCCUCAUGCUCUACACAGUGAGGACGAACUUGGCCGACCUGCAGUUCCUGUUCUUUGACUUUUUUGUGGUGACUGCGUUGGCCAUUGUGAUGGGGCAAGGAGGCUCCAGUAAGAAGCUGCACCCCUGCAGACCCUCAGCCAGCCUGCUGGCCCUGCCUGUCCUGGGCAGCCUCUUCAUCCACACAUGCAUGAUUAUUCUGGGCCAGCUGGCUGCGCUCUUCAUCACCAAAUCACAGGACUGGUACGUUCCACUCAAUUCAACAGUGAGUGGAACAGCUAAUCUGCCCAACAUGGAGAACACCAGUGUGUUUGCCUUGUCAGGUUUCCAGUACAUCAUCAUGGCUGUAGUGGUCACCAAGGGCUACCCUCACAAGAAACCUCUCUACUGCAACGUGAUUUUCCUCAGUCUACUGCUUGUCCUCUUUGCCGUGAUGACUUGGCUGGUGUUGUAUCCCGGGCCUUUCGUCUGUCGAAUACUUAAACUGUACGACUUCUUUGAUAUGGAUUUUAAAUUGCUGCUCGUCGCUGUGGCUGCUCUCAACUUCCUCAUUUGUUUUGUUGUAGAGGUGCUGAUAGACUCUGGUAUCCUGAACUGUCUCCGGUUGCUGCGUGGGAGGCGUCAGUCCAAGAAACAGUAUAAACGUCUGAAGCUCCUUCUGUCUGAAUCCCCAUCAUGGCCGCCCCUUGAUCAAACACUGUCCCCCACAGAUCACACAGUCAUCCACUUGAGCUAGCACUGUCCUUCUGUCACCCAGGCCAAAAAAUGCUACUUUAACAAUGCAACGUUCCGUUUACUUGUAUCAUUAAUAAAAACUAUUUUUUAUUCAAACUAAA
This is a messenger RNA of Cottoperca gobio, 3710 nucleotides long. RefSeq names its product ATPase cation transporting 13A2 (gene atp13a2). Bases 140 to 3610 code for a protein of 1156 amino acids. Gene Ontology annotation, cellular component: late endosome membrane. NCBI's taxonomy places the organism in Eukaryota, Metazoa, Chordata, Actinopteri, Perciformes, Bovichtidae. The record is from RefSeq and is a predicted model, not a curated record. Gene Ontology annotation, molecular function: ATPase-coupled monoatomic cation transmembrane transporter activity; ATP hydrolysis activity; P-type ion transporter activity. Gene Ontology annotation, biological process: intracellular calcium ion homeostasis; regulation of mitochondrion organization; autophagosome-lysosome fusion. The transcript has 30 exons.